Molecule: messenger RNA, 7459 nt
Organism: Aedes aegypti (yellow fever mosquito)
Lineage: Eukaryota; Metazoa; Arthropoda; Insecta; Diptera; Culicidae
Product: kinesin-like protein CG14535
Exons: 15
Coding region: 1837-7014 (1725 amino acids)
Biological process (GO): microtubule-based movement
Molecular function (GO): microtubule binding; microtubule motor activity; ATP binding
Source: RefSeq, a predicted model, not a curated record
CGGAGUUGGGAUCGGGUUAACUUUGGUUUUUGCUCCGUUCGCGUUCAUUCGUUUGCGUCGUCGUCGCGCGCGUGUUUCUUUCGGUUUCGGUUCGCGCGGUGCACGUGGUUCACGUUUCGGUUUUGUUUUGCUCGCGGAUUGGGAAGCGCCGGCAUUGUCGUAAGGCGAUAAGGUUGCUUCGGGAGGAUUGUCCAGCCGGAUCGGAUCGAUAGAGUUCGGAUUGGAAAGGAUAAGAGAUAAUCCGCGUGCGCGGUUACGGUGUCUUGUCAGAUUAUGGUUUAUUCAGCGUGGUGUAAUUAAGACACUGAUAUGAUUGCCAGAUGUGUUACAGAUUCGUUGGGAAGGGGAGUCAAGCUGAUGGUGCUGAUUGGUGAUGAGAAGUAGAAUGUGCAGUGCUAAGAGUGCAAUGAAGAUGUAUGAAGCGAGGGGUUGACUACGGUUCAUAUAUCCAGCGGUCAUUGGUGGAAAUCGAUUAGGUGCAAAGCAUGACAUGUGCGUGACUCGGGAAUUUCAGUCGAUGGAUGUGGAUUGUUACUUGCAUGUACGUUAGUAUGGUGCAGGAGGAUAAUGUAUGAUGUGAUUGAUGAUUGUUUAGGAUGAAUUUAAUGAUGUGUAUCGCUGUAUAACAUGAUUUUUCUGGAAAACGUGUUAUGUAAACCCAGUUUAACAUGAAAUGCCAACCGUGCACACACUUAAUCCUUAUCGGUACUGUAAGCAAGCAUCGCUUUUUACAACCUUUAACGAAACCAGCUCCUGAUUUAUGCAAAACCACCAAAAACCAGGCAUAAGACUCGCGCGGUGACAUCAAUUAACAAUCGCGAUUUGCACACGGGCUAUCGACUGCUGCGAGAAGUAAUGCUUAUUGGCCAUCCCACAUAAUGAAACCCAUCGCAGUAAGUGACCGAACGACGAACAACAAGAAGAAACAAAGCGAUUGAAUUGAGUAUGCAUAUGCGGCGCGGACUGUGUGUGAAUGAUAUCCACCCCACCUCGUUCGAAAGCGGCGCGCUAACAAUCGACAACCAUAACAGCGAAUGAAUGGUCGCUAUCACGUGUGUCAUUAAGGACUGGGCCAACAGAAGCAAGAGUUCGACUUUUUUUAUGCUUAUCGAUUUAUGCGAUUUUAAUGAAGUCACCCCCGGGGCGUGAUCGGCGGCGGGUUGGUGCAGUUAUCAUCAAGGGGGGAGGGUUGUGCGUGUUGAAGGAAAGGAAGAGAACGGCAGUGAUAAGUCCUGUUUUUCGCUGCCGUGAGUGUAACUUUCUGUGAGCAAAAGGUGAUAUAAGAAAAUUAAACAAAAUACAACAGAAGUUCGUAGAGCUCCAAAUCUGCGAAGAAGUCGAUACCGAGAUAUGUGAGAAAACAACAAUCGCCACAAAAAAGUGUAAUUAAAUUUGUGCAGUUUCACAUAAUUAAUAAUUUACGCCGAGCACAACUGUAACGAAGCGAGCUUGUAAAACCCCAACAUCGCCAAGAAAAAGGGAAUAAAGUUGAUUUUUUCGCUGUUGACGGCGCUCAUUAUUGUGACCGGUAGAAGCUGGUGAGCGAAAAGUUGUCGUCUCGUCUACAGACGACAAGGAAAAUUCGGCAUCGAGGCGUGAAUGUGCGAAAAUUGGCGCCUCUGGCAGCAGUAGCAGCAGCAGAAAAAAAAACAAGUGUGGAAAGUGCGGAGGCUGGUGAGAACUGCCCAAUUUGUGGAUUAAAACGACACUUAAACUGUGCGUGAGACAAAGAUUCAAUGGAACAUCGCCAGUCCUCCCAAAUAUCACCCAGUCCAAACCCAUGACUGAAGGCCCAUUUACAAAACCAUCGUCCUUGUCCAGAAAACUUGACCGGUAAUGGACCGCAAGAAUGGAACAAAGAUUCUGGCACCAACACCGGCCACAGCCAAAGGAUUUGGAUCAGCCUCAGCAACAACAGCAGCAGCACCGACAACAACAACGCGUCGAAAACUGGCCGUCAAAACAAACACCCCCUCGGCAAGCCUUCAACCACCUCAUCAAGCGCCAGCCAAGGGAAAAGCCGCUCAGCCACAAGGAACGAGAUUGGACCAAGUCACUGCAACUGGCAGCAACAGCAACAACAACAGCAGCACGUCGAAGAUGGAAAACGCGAUGCAGGCUACAUUCGCCUCCGUUCAUCGUCCUCGGCAGAUAAGCACUAUGGCGGCCAUCAAACGGACAGGUUCCAACUCGGCCCGGGCGGAUCUUGUGCUGCUGCAGCAAAAAUAUGCCUCGGCGGGAGUUCACUUUCGUCAAGACUCGGCCACAGCCCUCAUCAUGGCAGGACCAGCCAAGUCUGAUUCAAUGACUGAAAACAAUGCCGGAAUAUUUAAUCAACCUUUGCUGCUCCCGCUGCCCGUUCAAAUACCUGAUCCAUAUGCUAAUUCAGCAUCAUUCUACGGCCAAAGUCCCAUUCAGAGGCAUUCCAGUCAGUUUCAAAGCCAUCAGCCACUACAAUUUGAUAUGGCACUAUCACAAAAGGCUGAUUAUCUACAGCAGCAGCAGCAACCGAGCAGCGGAAAGUAUGGUGGCGUAAAUCAAAAACAGUCGCCAGCCGUGUCCAAUCAGACAGGCUCGACAACGGUUGUGACUCGACUGCCAAAACAGCAACCAAGCUGCAAAAUGGCACCCAAAUCAUUGAACGACAUUUACGAGAAGCACUUGUUGAGUCAAACCCAGUUCGAUGGCGGUGGUUCCGGACCAUCGAGCAUCCAGGCCCAGAUUCCACCGGCGAAAGAGACCACCAUCCAUCGGAUGAAAUCAUCAACGACGACCAUCAGCAGCAGCCAACAGGCGCCACCAAAUCAGACCAAUAAAUUGUCCAAAGACCACGGCCCGGUUAAUUUAUACGAAUCGAUUCGCAGCAAUUAUCAUAUCUACGAAAAAAUUGAUCCCACCAAUACGGCGGCGGCACCAAAACGCAGCACACGGGUGGAGCAAUACGUAAGACCUCCGCCUCCAUUACAGCCUCGCCCUAAGUCACUUCCGGUAGGAGCUGCCAGUAUUCUGUCCACUGGAAAAGCGACCCAUCGCGAACGGACUCCAUCCACAACGUCCACGUCCAGUAACAUUCCAUUCAAACUCACCAGCCCGGACGUAUUGCGAACCAUCAAGAGCCCUAUCGGAGCAGGACUUUCACCGAUUUCCGAGAAGCCAUCGUCCGCGUUUUCGGCCAUACCGGUCUAUGGAGGGGGCAUCAGUGCCCAUAAAUCAGUCAUUACGGCGGACAAGAUCAACAUUGCUCUGGAGACGGCGAAAGCACUCGCAACGGCAGCAUACAUCGAGAGAGCUGCGCAACGCCUAGCUUCGGGCAGUGUGAUCCACCAUAACCACCCGCACCAUCAGGACCCUUCGUCGUCCUUGCCACAGAACUUCCACAAUCAGCAGACGGGCAAAAUGAGUGCACUUGGGAGUGGCGGUGGCAGCGGCGAAAUUGGUGGCUUCUGCGGUGCAAUUCAACGGACACCGCCACCAGUGCCUGCCGGAUUGGCUCGACGGAUGGCCAACCGGGAAAUCGUCGGACUCGGCAAGGUCAAAGUAAUGCUUCGUGUAUCCGAUGACCCACCGUCGAAAACGGUAUCCGGUAGUGAAGAGGUCCAACAGCAGCCAUCCGCAAGCACCAGCACAAGUAGCAGUAGCAGUAACAACUACCUGACGGUGGACAAGAAGAAACGCCAGGUGACGCUGUGUGAAACGCAAACCAACUUGGCCUGUGGUGGCACUCAGGAACGGGGCCCAAUGGUAUCGGCGCCGAAAAUGUUUGCAUUCGAUGCAUUAUUUACGACCGAGGACUCGCAGCAUGACAUAUGUGGAAGUGCACUGUCGGAGGUAAUACCGGCCGUUCUGGAAGGAUCGGAUGGCUGUCUGCUAUCGUUAGGCUAUCCAGGAGCAGGACAAUCACGCACCAUGUUCGGAACGCUCGCUUCGGCUCCGUCGGACCUCGGCGCCAUUCCGUGCGCCAUCUCGUGGCUCUACAAGGGAAUUAAUGAGAAACGUCAGAAAUCAGGCGCGAGAUUCUCGGUCCGUGUCAGUGCCCUAGGCGUGAACGCGACCAAACCAGGCUCGUCGUCGAGGGAUUUACUCGCCGGCCAUGCGACAGAGUCGGACGAUUCGCCGGGAAUGUACCUACGGGAUGACUUUCUCGGCCGGCCCACGGAACUACGUGCCCCGACGGCGGAACGUGCCGCCCUCUUCCUGGACCUGGCACUGUCCGGUCGGGCACAGGGCAGCAGUAAUUUCGAACCGGCACUAAUUUAUACACUGCACGUCUACCAGUACAGUUUGUCUGGCAAACGGGGAGUGGAAGGUGGCCGAAGUCGAUUGCACCUCAUCGAUCUUGGAGGCUGUGCCAAUCGGAGUGGGGGACUUCCGUUGUCUGGAAUUGGAAACGUGUUGUUGGCGAUUCUCAGCGGACAAAAGCAUCCACCCAACAGAGACCACCCUUUGACGCCAUUGCUACGGGACUGCUUGGCCCCGUUGACCUGCCACGUGGCGAUUGUAGCCCAUGUGGCACACUCACAGUCACAUACCGAUACGUUAACGACGAUUCAGUUGGCAUCUCGAAUUCAUCGACUUCGUCGUCGAAAACCUCGUCACCAUCUGUUCGCCGGUAGAGCAGCAGAUCUUGCCGGAUCGUCGGGACAUCAAUCGGGUGGUUCUUCGGAAGGCCCCGAUCCAUCCAGUUCCGACUUUUCUCAGGAUACCGUAAUCUAUGUGGGUCCAUGUGAUGACGCUACCGAUGGAGAACAUCCACCGGUCUACUUGCCAAGUCUCAACUCUGGGGAUAACCGCUGUGCCAUGAAUAAAGUCCUCAAAGGUUCUGCAGCGGAAAAACCCACCUCAACCCCAACAGCCUCACCACAGAAAAAGAAAAAUACUUCCACAUCCAAGCGUAAGAGCGACACCCUUCCCCAUCCCGGGAGAAUUAGUUUGUUCAAACCCGAUUCUUACCUCCUUACAGCUCAAAAUCCUGUCCCAGCACCGAUCCCCACUCGUACCGAUAGUCUUAAGAGGAAUCAAACGUACAAUCAACAAUCCGUCGCUGCAGGACCCGAACUGGUGGCUAAUGCUAUCCAAAUCGCUUCCCAGCAUGCUUCCCCUAAAAUUGUAGCCGGAGCUUUCAAGCAUGUAGCUGGCGUGAGUAGAGGCUCCAACAUCCCAACGCCCAAGAGUUCACCCAUGAGACGUCCUACUCCUGCUGCGGCUUCAGCAGCUGGCUCUGCAACCCGUGAAAGCCCAGCUCGGCAACUUGGGGAAGAAAAGUGGAUCGACGGUCCUCGGGUAUCGAAAUCCAAGGUUCAUGAAGCUCGACAUCUGCUAAGAGAAAUCAACCACGUCAAGAGUCACGAAACCUGGAUUGAUGGACCGAAAACAGCGAGCGCCACCCAGGUAUUUCUUCCUCCAGCAGCGCACAGCAAUCAAAGUUACGGUUUCAUGGAUAACCACAAGAAAUCCAUGAUCCGACAAUGGGUUGAGAAUCAGUCCAUGCAGCUACUACAGCAAUCCGUCUCUGCCAAUAAUUCUCCAGUUCAUAGUAGACACCACAGUUACAAUCCACCUCGUUUCAAACCCAGCAAAUCCGAUGAGGAUGGAUUCGUACUCGAGCUUGAACGUCAGGAAGAGCUUAUAAAUCCAAUUGCGUUCCGAGGAUUCGCCGCUACCAGUGGUGUUGUCAACAGUUCAGAAUGCCACGUUCGCACGGGUCUCAAGCAAGCCUACAGUUUAGAUAACCCAGAUUUACAGCAGAAUUCCAGCAUACCCGUGUACGCUACUGUAACGCCUUCAGCCACUAAGGCUGCUACGGCCAAUGCUUCCAGCGCCACUGUCCCCUGUCCCAAUCCAGCACAGGCGAUGACGGCCAUCGACAAUCAAUCGGAAAAAUCACAUCCUCCUUCAUCGCACGCCAGUGAUAAACCUGUGAGUAAGCAUGGCGACAGCCAAGAAGAGGAAGAUCAGGACAGUGGACCUUCGGAAGUCCCACCAGCACUGCCAUUGAUGAACCCCUUGGGAUCGCGGGAAAUUUCCCACGAAAGCAUCCAUCACCUAUGUUCACGGCACGUAUCGCGAGACAACAUGAGUGUUCACAGUCAGCAUAGCCACAACGCUGGUAUGAUGGACUGUGGUCUGCAGGUUACGGAAGAUGACAUCGCCCGGACUAUGGGAGGGGAGCACCCCCUGAGUGCACUGAGUCACGGAGACGUAUCCGUCGUAUCGAGCUUCAACGUCGCUGGAGAUGCCUUCAGCGAUUGUGUAAUCGGUGAUAGCAUGCGGAACCAAUUCGACCAGCUUGCCCGAUUGCGGGAAAUCUUCACCUCUCAGUUAGCAAUGGCAGAGGUGACUCCGGCCUUCCGUCUAGGUGACACCGGUAGUGUCUACAGUGAACCUGCCUAUCGCUUCAACACAGGGGCUGCCAGCGUUUGUAGUGAGCCUGCGUACCGUCCACCGAGUCCUCGCUGCCGCGACUGUCGGCAAUCGCUAUCCCUUUCCCGCAGUCCCAGUCAGUGUUCGUUACCUAGUCUCAAUGGGAUCGUCGCAAUAGCCGGUAUGGAGCAGUACGCUUCCCUUCGACAUCCUGACGGGGCGUCGGACCCGAAUCUGCCAAAAUUAGGGGAAAACAACGAAGAACCCAUAGACCCCGAUGAACACAUCCGUGAAAACCCUUUAGCGGAGCUCGACGAACAGGAAGCCCUGAAAGAAAGUACCUCUCUUCUUCCUCAACAAACUCUCCCAACUCUGCCUCUUCUUCCGCUAUCCACUCCAGAAGCCUAUGACAGUGGUCACGAUUCGACUCCUCGAACCUCGAAACAUUCCGGCAUUUCUCGGAGGGCGGAAAGUGGAUAUCACAGCGUUGGAACCGUUCGUGACAGCGACGAAAGCAGCUUUGGAUCGGCUGCCUCCCGUGCCAAUCAGAAAUCCAAGAAACGAAACCGCCAUGACAAAUCUCUCUGCCACUGGCUGCGGAAUCCCUUCAACUGUACCUAUCCGGACACGGAGGGCGACGUUAGUGACUUUUAGGGGUUGUCGGCGGACGAGGUGAACGAUUGUAGCUAAGUAGCUUAAUUCGGUUAUGUGUAGCAUCUUUGAGUUUCGCGUUGUCUGUUGAGAAAUCAGGAUAAUAGUUUGCUUGGUGUGGACCCUUCCCGGGAAGAGGUUAAUGUUUGCAAGACAAUAAAGUAAAUCGCAGCUUUCUCCGUUUUUCCGCGAUCGCAGCCCUCUGUCCGGACGAAGAACUUUGAUGAACCAUCGAUAUAAGACUAAAACUAUUUUUACCCUGUAAGCUGCUGUAAGAGAAUGCCGAAUCAAGUGAUGUUGUUUAAGUUUCGAAAGAAAUCAGUGGUGCAUUUCGAGACUAAGAAGCUAUUUGUACAGUAAACAAUUUUAUAGACUAUAUUAUACUUAAAUGGUAUAGGGAUAGAAUUAUACACUACCGAUAGAGAACUAUAAAGCCUACGCAUCAAAA